AUGUAGCCCGUGGCCAUGCUGGCGGGGGCCCGGGGCCCUGGCUGGCAGGGCAAUGUUGGGUGGGGCCUGCAUAGUGGCCUGGGCCGGGCUGGGAGUGGCAUCAUCUUGCUCAGCCAUGACUUCUUUGUUGUGUGGCAGCUUCCUCUUCUCCACUGCGCCCAGCGGAUGUUUGCCUCGCAGACUGAGGGGGAGCUCAAAGUAACCCAAAUUCUCAAAGAAAAGUUUCCUCGAGCUACAGCUAUCAAGGUCACCGACAUUUCAGGAGGCUGUGGGGCUAUGUAUGAAAUCCAGAUCGAGUCAGAAGAAUUUAAGGAGAAGAGAACUGUCCAGCAGCACCAGAUGGUAAAUCAGGCACUAAAAGAAGAAAUCAAAGGGAUGCAUGGAUUGCGGAUAUUUACCUCCGUUCCCAAACACUGACCACAUCCUGACUGUGUAGAUGCUGCUGCUUAAAACCUUGGAUGAACUUGGCUGACACCAUUCUUUCCUAGGCAUUUGCCAAAAAAAUUAUCUAUUUUGUCCAUAGACAUUUGCAUAUUAUAAUUAUAGAAGAAUAUGUUCUCUAUUUAGAGAUUAAUUAAAGGCAACAGACAACUGAAA
This is a messenger RNA of Panthera uncia (snow leopard), 597 nucleotides long. RefSeq names its product bolA family member 3 (gene BOLA3). Bases 16 to 417 code for a protein of 133 amino acids. NCBI's taxonomy places the organism in Eukaryota, Metazoa, Chordata, Mammalia, Carnivora, Felidae. The transcript has 3 exons. The record is from RefSeq and is a predicted model, not a curated record.